CAGUCACCCUGAGCCCCGGCCCGGCGCCUGCCCACCCCGGGGGGAGCCCGGAUGCGAGCCCGGGCCAUGGGGGCCGCUGUGCGCACGGGCAGCCGGGGGGCGUAGCGCUCCCCCUCCCCGGGCAGCGCCGGCCGGAGCGAUUAUCCCGAUUCUUCCCCCGCUGUGACCUCCCGGAUGGAGAGAGGGGAAGAGCCGAGCGUCCCGGAUCUCCAGGGCUCCGAGGAAAGGGUGAUCUCAGGAGCGGAGCGGACGUCGCCGGAGGACAAACCUCUCCAGGACCCCAAGGUUGCCGGCCCCAAGUGGCCGUGGGAGAACCUUUCCUGGACCCAGGCGGGCCGCCCGCCCCGCCUUGAACCCCCGUCCUCCUCUGCCCGGACCCCUGCCCCACCGCAGCGCAAGGGCGAGCGCCCCUACAUCUGCAACGAGUGCGGGAAGAGCUUCACCCAGUGGUCCAAGCUGGUGCGGCACCAGCGCAUCCACACGGGCGAGCGGCCCAACACUUGCACCGAGUGCGGGAAGAGCUUCACCCAGAGCUCCCACCUCGUCCAGCACCAGCGCACCCACACCGGCGAGAAGCCCUACCGCUGCUCCGAGUGCGGCAAGAGCUUCAGCUGGAGCUCCAACCUCAUCCAGCACCAGCGCACCCACACCGGCGAGAAGCCCUACCAGUGCGGGGAGUGCGGCAAGGCCUUCAGCCAGAGCACCAACCUCAUCAAGCACCAGCGCUCCCACACCGGCGAGAAGCCCUACCAGUGCGGCGACUGCAAGAAGAGCUUCUACCGCAGCUCCGACCUCAUCCAGCACCAGAUCACCCACACCGGCGAGCGGCCCUUCAAGUGCACCCAGUGCGGCAAAGGCUUCACCCAGAGCGCCAACCUGGUCAAGCACCAGAAGAUCCACGCCGGGGAGAAACCCUUCCGGUGCACCGAGUGCGGGAAGACGUUCAUCCAGAGCUCGGAGCUCAUCCAGCACCAGCGCACCCACACCGGCGAGAAGCCCUACGAAUGCCUGCAGUGCGGGAAGAGCUUCGGGCACAGCGCCACGCUGGUCAAGCACCAGCGGCUGCACAUGGGGGUGGAGCCCUACAAGUGCCCCACUUGCCACAAGACCUUUGGGCUCAGUUCGGCCCUGGCCCGCCACCAGCGCUGCCACACCGAGGAGCGGCCCUACGCCUGCGCCGAGUGCGGCCAGAGCUUUAGCCUCAGCUCCAACCUCACCCUGCACAUGCGGAUCCACCGGGGGGAGAAGCCCUACCGGUGCGGGGAGUGCGGGAAGAGCUUCGGCAUGAGCUCCACCCUGAUCCGGCACCAGCGGAUCCACACCGGCGAGAAGCCCUACCAGUGCGCGGAGUGCGGGAAGAGCUUCGUCCGCAGCUCCCACCUCAUCCAGCACCGCCGCACCCACACCGGCGAGAAGCCCUACCGCUGCUCCGAGUGCGGCAAGGCCUUCAGCCAGAGCUCCAACCUCAUCACCCACGAGCGCAUCCACAUGGAGGAGCGGCCCCACGUGUGCCACGAAUGCGGCCAGCGCUUCGCCGAGGAGGAGGCCCUGCGGCGGCACCAGGAGGAAGGGCAUAGCGGCGGGGCGGGAGGCAGGGGGCUCGGGGAGAGCCGGGAGACUUGCAUCUGCAACGAUUGCGGGAAAAGCUUUGGAGAUAGCUCAGCGCUGGCCAAGCACCAGAUAACCCAUGUGUCUUGCAUCUGUAACGACUGCGGGGAAAGCUUUGGAGAUAGCUCAGCGUUGGCCAAGCAUCAGGAGAUCCAUUCCUCUUGCAUCUGCGAUGAUUGCGGGCAAAGCUUUGGAGAUAGCUCAGCGCUGGCCAAGCACCAGAUAACCCAUGUGUCUUGCAUCUGUAACGACUGCGGACAAAGCUUUGGAGAUAGCUCAGCGUUGGCCAAGCACCAGGAGAUCCAUUCCUCUUGCAUCUGCGAUGAUUGCGGGGAAAGCUUUGGAGAUAGCUCAGUGUUGGCCAAGCACCAGGAGAUCCAUGCCCCGUGCAUCUGCCCGGAAUGCGGGCAGAGCUGUAAGGACAGCGCAGCCCUGACCCGGCACCAGAUCACCCACAUGCGUGAAAAGCUUUACAAGUGCCCCGACUGCGGGCAAAGCUUUGGUGACAUCUCUGCCCUCACCCAGCACCAGAGGAACCACAUCAGGGAAAAGCUGAGGUGCCCCGACUGCGGGCAGGGGCUCGGGGCGAGCUCGGCUCCAGGGGCCCACCAGAGAGGCUGCAACCCAACCAAGCCCUUCCACGAGUGCUCGGCGGCCGGUGCCCACGAAAGAAGCCACGCCGAGGGGGAACCCGUCCGUGACAGCUCAGAGCUUGGUGUCCACGAAAAAGGCCACCCCAGGGCGGAACCGUCCCACGUGGCUCCGGGCGUCCACCAAAGAGGCCGGCCUGCGGCAGAUCCCUCCCCCACCGGCUCAGCCACUGGCAACCGCCCCGGCUCGGGUGAAAUGGCCAGCCUCAUCCGGCGCCCGGCCACCGAACCCUACAAGUGCCACGACUGCGGCCAGAGCUUUGCCGAGGGCUCGGGUCUCUCCCGCCACCUGGCCUCCCACCCCAAGCCCUUCCGGUGCCCGGAGUGUGGGCGUGGCUUCCCGGACGCGGCAGCCCUGGCCAAGCACCAAGAGGUCCACGCUGGAGGGGAGCCGGCCGGGCCUGGGGAGAAGAGCCGCAAGAGCUGUGCCGAGAUCUCCGCCAUCCUCUUGCGCCAGGGGAACCACGUGGCCGGGCGUGGCCCACGGAGGCACGCGGCAGACGACUCCCUUCCUCCCGGCGGCUUGGCCCCGGCUCGGCCCCGCCUCCAGCCCUCAGGCCACGGCCUGGCCACGGCCGCCCGCCGCGACGGGGGGAUGUCUCUGGCGCGCCCGGAAUGUGGCAAAGGCUCCCAGGGGGGCUCUGUGCUCCUCCAACACCUCCAGAACCACGUGGGGGACAGGGUGUGAGGCCCCCGAGGGCACCUGGCCAGUUCAUAG
Messenger RNA from Terrapene triunguis (Three-toed box turtle), 2976 nucleotides. It is a transcript of the gene ZNF629, whose product is annotated as zinc finger protein 629. The record is from RefSeq and is a predicted model, not a curated record. The coding region runs from base 175 to 2946 and encodes 923 amino acids. Lineage: Eukaryota; Metazoa; Chordata; Testudines; Emydidae. The transcript has 3 exons.